AUGCCACGGCCGGGGAAGAGCUCGUACAGCGACCAAAAGCCGCCCUACUCAUACAUCUCACUGACAGCCAUGGCCAUCCAGCACUCGGCUGAGAAGAUGCUGCCUCUGAGCGACAUCUACAAGUUCAUUAUGGAGCGUUUCCCCUACUACCGCGAGCACACGCAGCGCUGGCAAAAUAGCCUGCGCCACAACCUCUCCUUCAACGACUGCUUCAUCAAGAUCCCGCGGCGGCCGGACCAACCGGGUAAGGGCAGCUUCUGGGCUCUACACCCUGACUGCGGUGAUAUGUUCGAGAACGGCAGCUUCCUGCGGCGCCGCAAGCGCUUCAAGGUGCUGCGCGCAGACCACGCUCACCUGCACGCAGGAAGCAGCAAGGGCGCGCCCGGGACGGGGCCCGGAGGCCAUCUACACCCCCACCAUACCCACCACCCGCACCACCACCACCACCAUCAUCACCACGCGGCACACCAUCACCACCACCACCACCCGCCCCAGCCGCCGCCGCCGCCGCACAUGGUGCCCUAUUUCCACCAGCAGCCGGCUCCGGCUGGAGGGUUGCCUUUGGCAUCUGUCAUGCACCACUUGGGCUACCCGGUGCCAGGCCAGCUCGGCAAUGUUGUCGGCUCGGUGUGGCCUCAUGUUGGCGUGAUGGAUUCGGUGGCCGCUGCCGCCGCCGCCGCCGCCGCAGCUGGGGUCCCGGUAGGCCCGGAGUAUGGGGCGUUCGGGGUGCCAGUCAAGGCCCUGUGUCAUUCGACAAACCAGAGCCUGCCAGCUGUACCGGUGCCCAUCAAGCCCACGCCUGCGCUACCACCCGUGACCACGCUGCCGCCAGCUCUGGCAGUCCCCACGGCGGCACAACAGCUGCCCGCUCCUUCCACGGUGUGCGCGGCCGCCGCCUCACCCACAACUCCUCUCUUGGAACCCACCGCAGCCAGCACCGCUGACAGCAAGGGAGGCUCGCUGCACUCGGUGUUGGUGCACUCCUAG
Myodes glareolus (Bank vole) is the source of this 987-nucleotide messenger RNA. NCBI's taxonomy places the organism in Eukaryota, Metazoa, Chordata, Mammalia, Rodentia, Cricetidae. The record is from RefSeq and is a predicted model, not a curated record.